AUGACCAGCAGCGUCAAUCCGUCUUUCUUUCGACCAACUCGUAUCAUUCCUUCUGAUAACUACAAACUGAUCUCGUUAUUUUUGACCGUCUUCUAUGGGAAUCUCUCGGCAAUAGGAUUCCUUUGCGCCGUUAUGUUCAAGCGCUCUUUCGUAUCUAAGGACCGGGCGGGCAAGACCGUCAAGGUCACCAAGAAGAAGUACGACGAGCUAGUUAAGGAGAAGAUGAAGCAGAAAGUGGAAAGCCCCUCGAUGGGAAGUCCCCUUACCAGCCCUAUCAUUACUAUGAUUGUUGGCCGGGACCAACGUCUCUUCGCCGCCCAUAAAGAUGUCCUAUCCGCGUCGCCGUUUUUCAGUGCUGCUCUGAAGGAGCAGUUUCUCGAAGACGGCGCAAAGCAACUGACUUUAUCUGACGAAGAACCUGAGAUUCUGUCGUGUGUUCUCGAGUUUUUGUACAAGGGCGACUACUUCCCGCGCCUGUUGCGUGGAAAGCAAAGAAACUCUUGGUCACUCGAGAACGCCCGGGAUAUCAAUGAAACUGGUGGCCGCGGGUCGAGCGAGCCGACAAUGUUCCACUCCGGAGUGGGAGAUGUCGUGCUCCGAGACACGGCAGUGUACUGUGCUGCUGAGAAGUACGGCUUGGAAGAGCUCAAGCGCCUUGCUCUCCGGAAGCAGGGUCUUCAGAGUGGUAUUCCAGCCGACGUGAUCUUGCGAUCCGCUCGAUAUGCAUAUGAUAAUACACCCGAGUCUGAUUCUCGACUGCGCGCUCAUUAUCUGGCUCUUAUAAUCCGCAGUCGCAAGACUUUCAAGAGCAGCGGAACCUUGCAGAUGGAGAUGGAGGAAGGGGGUAAGUUGUUCUUCGACCUGUUUGUGGCAAUGUGCAACCACAUGGACGACCUCUCGGAGCUGCGCACCAAGCGAUCGCCGAGAUUUUUCUAA
Molecule: messenger RNA, 936 nt
Organism: Penicillium egyptiacum
Lineage: Eukaryota; Fungi; Ascomycota; Eurotiomycetes; Eurotiales; Aspergillaceae
Source: the annotation of a GenBank genome assembly